AUGAGUUGCUGCGACGGAGAUGGGGAAGAUUAUGACGAAGCACAAGAAGAAACAUCAGAGAAGUUGUUGGCUGUUGACGGAGAGUACCGAGAGCGUAUUCCUCAAGGCACUGAAACAGAGAUGCAAGAGUCUAUUACGACGUCCAAAUCGACACAGAAUUGCAUCCCAGAGUGUCUACGCGACAUCCUCAUGGGUUGCAUGAAAGAGAAAUGUGUUGAGGAUGUGGAGAAAGCGCUCGAGACGUAUGAGACCAGGACUCUCGCAGAUGGAGAAUACCGAGUCAAUAAGAACUUACCGCACCGCCCAAUAAAAUUCGACCCAGAGGAUAUUGUCCACGCUAAGCGUACUGACGUUGGCUGGCAUUGCGAAGUCCCGCAGUGCGAAGCGACUUUUCCUGGAACUUUGGCGAUCGACAUCCAUCUUCAGUCGCACGGUACGAUAAUCAAGUGGUAUUGCGGUGACUCCAGCUGCUAUACCGGUGUUGAGAGCGCAUUCAACGAUCGUGCCAGCUUCGAGUUGCAUGUGGCUACUGAGCAUAUGGGCUCUGAAUAUAGCACCAAAGCUGGGCGUUGA
This is a messenger RNA of Fonsecaea monophora, 573 nucleotides long. RefSeq lists its product as hypothetical. The transcript has a single exon. The record is from RefSeq and is a predicted model, not a curated record. NCBI's taxonomy places the organism in Eukaryota, Fungi, Ascomycota, Eurotiomycetes, Chaetothyriales, Herpotrichiellaceae. The coding region runs from base 1 to 573 and encodes 190 amino acids.